UAGCUCUGUGGAUCGACGAGGCACGCAAGCCACCCCACCACUGCGAGGUACGUUGCACCAACUGGUGGUGAUUAGGUCGGGUGGAUAACAGGAGGGUAUAUAAGUCGCACGUGGUAACAACAGCAUCAAAACAUCAAGAACAAUGCGUCUGGUGUUUGUGGUCGUGGCCGUCUUCCUCGGCGGACGAUGGGCGUCAGCAGCGGAUCCGACAGUUGCUUCCCUACAGGCGCAGAUCGAGCACCUGCAGCAGAGCCUCAACAGCUAUCAGAAGAUUGUGGAUGACGUGGCGGCCAUCUUGACGGAUUACCGGCGGACGAUGACGGACAUGGGCAAGCACAUGAUGCAGAUGGAGCUCUUUGUGCAAGAGAGAAUCCGAUCUGACGGCCAUUCAGGUGCUAAGCAGAUGCGGGUGGACAGAGAGGGGACCAGGUCUUUUUUUUCCAACUCCCACGUCGGCACCCACAUAUUGGGCAUGCACAACCACGUCGACUACGACCGUACCAUGGGCCUGGGCGAGAUGAACAUCGUCAUGAACGGCGUGGACUUCAAGACGAGGCACAACGACUACAAGCUGUCCAUGCCGUCCAAGACCUCCACCGGAUAUGACGAAACGCAGUACAUCGACUACCCGCCGGUGCCACCUGCGGUUCUUGCGAAAGCCACAGUGGAGGAGCAAGUGGCUGAAAUGAAAGAAUAUUUCCGUGCCUUCAAAAAUCAAGAUUACACCCACAGAGAUUACCGCCCCUACUUCAAGGCGGUCAUGUGCUACAUAGAGGGCGCUUGGACUCUGGGGAAAGACUUCAAGGAGUCCUUCCCAAGUGACCGCCAUUAUUUCGACACAACCAGCUGGGAAGAUCUCGAAGAAAAGAUUCGCUACACAGCUCAAUCAGGCACGAAGAGCAUCAAAGAAAACUUUGGUUAUCUCCCAUCCAUUAUUUACAACGUCGUGAACGGUGUUCCCUUGACAGCUCAGUGGAAUUAUCGCAUCCUGUGUGCUCCCAUCGACUUCGAUUUCCCGACUUCCUAUCUCAAGCAAGAGGAGGACCUCAUGCUGCGCAUGUCCAGGAACAUGACCCAGGAGGAAGUCCUGUAUUCCCGCAUGGCUCGCUUCCGCGUGGUGGACAGGACCGAAGACGAGGUUACUCAGUUCACGGUGCUGGACAAAAUUAUGCAAAGCAUUCCAGGAAAGAACAACUACCCAGCCAAGAUGUAUGACAACUCCUCUGGGGCGGAGAUGGAGAAUGUUGAGAAACCGAACUACCAGACACUCAACACAGGGUACUACAGCCGCUACUAUCGCACUGAACAGAUGGGAGCCAUGGGCACAAAGGUCAUCCACCGUGGCUUCUCUGACGAGAAUCUGUGGGUAGCUGAGACCACGCACCCACAGAUCAUGCCGGUGUCAAUGACCGACUGCUGGCGAGACCCUGUGACCCGUGCUGUUCUGGAGAAUACAUGCACCAGAUUCACCCACCGCUUCACCUAUGCUUUGCCCCUCGAGAUCGUCUACAUGACCCCCCUGCUGGCAUGGAACCCAUACGAUCUUCAAUAUACAGCAGUAGACAACAAAGUGUACACCCCAAACCUACGAGACAACAGGGACGGCAGUCUGACGAAAGAAAAGGCGUACAACGGCACCAACAUCAGCACCUUCUACCGCACGCCCAGCCAGUUCUUCGUCGGUAACGGCAUCGGAGACUUCGACCCAGGCGACACCGGCAAGACCGCCAUCGGCGUGCUCGAUCGCCAUGGCAACGUGCGCAGCAUGGUGGCUUCCGGAACCAGAAUUUAUGGCGAGAUCGCCGACGUUGGGAAAGUCCGCUUCCGGUACCCUAUAAUACCAGUCCAUGGAGAAGGAAGCGGUGUUUGGAAAGAACUCAAUGCCUUAAAAUACAUGCUAAAGCGUCAUGAACGUGCUGCUGGUCAAACUCAAGCACCUCCAGUGACGCAUAAUGGGGAUGCAAUUGUUGGAUAAAGAGACAAUUUGCCUUCAGUGUUUCCUGAGAUAAGUGGAGUGUGAUUCAUUCCACUUUCUCACAUUCUGCAAGUAAAUUCUCAUGGAAGCUUGAUGGCAACAUUAUCUUCCAUUUGUAAACACUUUGGCGCAUUUCCAGUUAAGAUUACAUUUGUAGCAGAUCAUUUUUAUAAGAGAUAUUACAUCUGAGAUAAUCUUGCUCCUU
This is a messenger RNA of Pomacea canaliculata, 2180 nucleotides long. RefSeq lists its product as uncharacterized. The record is from RefSeq and is a predicted model, not a curated record. The coding region runs from base 143 to 1975 and encodes 610 amino acids. NCBI's taxonomy places the organism in Eukaryota, Metazoa, Mollusca, Gastropoda, Architaenioglossa, Ampullariidae. The transcript is spliced from 10 exons.